AUGUUUGAUGUGGGCAGUAUUCCGAAUUGCAAAUAUUUGAGGUCCCACAAGAUGGCCAAGGUCAACAUCCCCAGACGGCUUGGGAAGGUGCUUUGGUCUGCUGUCAUUUCCAUCUGCGUCAGUCUGCAGACAACAGCAGAACAGUUGCAAGAUGCUUAUUUCUUGCCCGAAUUUGUACUUUCUCCACAAGGAAGUUUUUUAGAAGACACCACAGGAGAGCAGUUCCUUACUUACCACUUUGAUGAUCAGACUUCAAGAAUCACCCAGCCAAGUGAAGAUAAAGAAGGUGGUUGGGAUGCCUGGGGAGCAUGGAGUGAUUGCUCACGGACCUGUGGAGGAGGUGCCUCCUAUUCACUACGGAGAUGUUUAAAUGGCAGAAACUGUGAAGGCAGAAAUAUCCGCUAUAAAACCUGCAGCAAUCAUUGGCAGGCUGUGGGCUGUGAUCGACAGCUUGGGAGUCACGCCAAAGAAGAUAACUGUGGCAUCUGCUCAGGUGACGGUUCCACCUGCCGGCUGGUGAGAGGGCAGACUAAGACACACCUUUCCUCAGAAAAAAGGGAGGAAACCAUGAUUGCUGUUCCACAUGGAAGUCGCAGUGCAAGAAUUACUAUAAAAGGACCAGCACAACUCGUGAUUGAAUCAAAGACACUGCAGGGAGAUACCGGAGAACACGGUUUUAAUGCCCCUGGAAUGUACAUCAUUGAAAACACAACGGUUGAAUUUCAGAAGGGCCCAGAGAGAGAAACAAUAAAAAUCCCAGGGCCUCUUGGAGCAGAUUUCAUUAUCAAGGCCAGAUAUACUGCUGCCAAAGAUAGCCUGGUUCAGUUCUUCUUCUAUCAACCCAUAAGUCACCAGUGGAGACAGACCGAAUUCUUCCCUUGCACAGUGACCUGCGGAGGAGGUUAUCAGCUGAACUCGGUAGAAUGUGUGGAUAUCCGUUCCAAGCGGGUGGUGCCAGAUCAGUAUUGCCAUUAUUAUCCUGAAAACAAGAAACCCAAACCAAAGCUGAAAGAAUGUAACAUGGAUCCCUGCCCUUCAAGUGAUGGAUUUAAGGAAAUCAUGCCCUAUGAUCAUUUCCAGCCACUUCCCCGCUGGGAGCACAAUCCUUGGACCACUUGCUCAGUUUCAUGUGGAGGAGGAAUUCAGAGGAGAAGCUUUGUCUGUGUAGAAGAGACCAUGCAUGGGGAGAUAUUGCAAGUAGACGAAUGGAAAUGUAUGUAUGCUCCUAAACCCAGGGUCAUGCAGGCUUGCAACCUAUACGAUUGCCCCAAGUGGAUAGCUCUGGAGUGGUCACAGUGCACCGUGACCUGUGGCCAAGGAUUACGCUACCGAGUGGUUCUGUGUAUUGAUCACGGCGGACAGCAUACUGGUGGUUGUAAUCCUCAGUUAAAACUCCACAUAAAAGAAGAGUGUCUAGUGCCAGUCCCUUGUCAUAAACCCAAAGAGAAAAGCCCCAUUGAAGCCAGAUUGCCUUGGUUCAAGCAAGCCCAUGAAAUGGAAGAGACUAGAAUUGUGUCUGAAGAACCCAUGUUUGUCCCCGAGCCUUGGUCCCCUUGCAGUGCCUCUUGCGGCCAUGGUACUCAGAUGCGUGAUGUCAAGUGCCACAUUUAUCUUGCGUUUACUCAGGCUGAGGUGGAGCUGCCUGACGAGGAAUGUGAAGGACCCAAACCAUUGACCGAGCGGAGUUGCCAGCUGGAGCCGUGUGAUGCGGAUCCUGUCCCAUACACCCUGCCUUUCGUACCCUCCGAAGAGGCCGGUAAAGUUUUUUAUGACUGGGAAUACAUCGGCUUUACUCCCUGCUCAGCUACAUGUAACGGAGGGACUCAAGACGCCAUUGCUGUCUGCUUACACGAAGAGACAAAACAAGCCGUCAAUGAUAGCCUGUGUGACAGUUCAAAGAGACCUCCACCAAUGAGCCUGGCGUGCAAUGCAAGGCUUUGCCCCCCAAGAUGGCAAGUAGGACCUUGGACACAAUGUACUGCCACUUGUGGCGUUGGAAUCCAGACCAGACAGGUGCAUUGCCAGCAAUCUGGAGGUUCUGUGGUUGGAUCUGAAAGCUGCAAAGACCUGAAGCCUCAUUCCUUACAAGCAUGCAACCAGCUUGACUGUCCCCCACUUUGGCAUGUUGAAGAAUGGCAACAGUGCUCCCACACUUGUGGUGGUGGCACCCAGAAUCGCAAGGUGACCUGCCAGCAGCUGUUGAUGGAUGGAAGCUUUCUGAAACUCGGUCAUGAGAAGUGCCCUCAACCUAGAUUGGACAGUUCCAGAUCCUGUGCAAAAAUAGACUGCCCUCCUCAGUUGGUGGUGGGACCGUGGUCUAGGUGCUCUGUAAGCUGUGGGGUUGGCACACAACGAAGGAAAGCCACCUGCCAAAAGCUCACGGCCAGAGGCCAACAUCUGGCAUUAAAUGGAUCCCUGUGUAGCAGCUUUCCAGCAUCCCAGCUUGUCAGGCCUUGCCACAGGAAUGCCUGCCGAAAUCUAAAAGAAGAAAAGAAAUCCAGACUUUUUGACAAGCCACAGAUACUGGGUAUCCAUAAAGUCUAUAUUCAGACGAGACAAGAGAAACGCAUUAAUUUCACUGUGGGGAGCAGAGCUUAUUUACUUCCCAAAACAUCUGUCAUCGUCAGGUGUCCUGUUCGGAGAUUCCAGAAGACGCUUAUUCGGUGGGAGAAAGAUGGGCAGCCUCUCCAGAUUUCUAAACAUCUUGGUGUCACCAAAUCAGGAUCUCUCAAGAUCAAUAAUCUUGACGCUUCAGACACUGGAGUGUAUAAGUGCGUUGCAGGGUCUGCCCAGGAGAUCUUUGUUCUUAAGCUCCUUGGCACAAGCAACAGGCUACUGGAAUCUGCCCCCACCCAAAAAGACGCAAAAUGGCACCAAAUAAAUCAGAUCUGGCAGUUGUGGAGCCAGAAAAGUCAACGCUAUCUGCGUGAUGAACAAGUGAACGACCAGCCUGCUUCAGAACAUCUUAAAACUCAGAGGAGAAAUUCAGAAGGAGGACACCACGCUCACGGAUUCACAGCCGAGCAACUCAAAACGGUGGCUUCGCCUAAUGCUUACAGUAUGGAUACAGACCACUUUGAUGAGCUGGUAAAAAAUCUGAGCCAUCUCAUUGAAGCUGGAGAAAUUAGCAAUGAUUUGGCUUCCCAGUUUGUCUAUCAGUUGAUUGCUGAGUUAGUGAAGCCAUCGCAGUCUGCUCCCGGCAAAGGAAAAGAGUCUGCAAAUGAGAAACUUGACAAAUCACAAAGAGCGAGGGAUAAUCUCAGCACAAAAACUGUAGGCGCCCCAGUAGUGAGAAACUCAAAAGGACCCAUGAUGGUCAAGCCACAGGAGGUUUAUUCCAACGAAACUUGUUGUGGAAAGAGAACGGUCCGUUUGUUAAUGGUUGUUCGGGCAGUUUGUGGAGAACAGUUCAAAGUGACUUUUGAAGCCAACAGCAAAGUCCAGAUUGUGAACCCUACUGAGAAAGAAAUGGGGGUGUAUCGCUGCACAGUGGACAAUGAACGUUUUCAAGACAUGGCGCUGUUUUACGCAGAAGCCCCUACUAUAUUGUCUUCUGAGAAAAAUAUUGCCAGUUUUGAGCUUCAGAAUCUGUCUGUCUCGGUUGGAGGCACAAUCCUAGCAAGAACAGGGGCGAAUAUUCUGCUGGAAUGUCCAGUCAAAGGUUGUCCUGUCUAUCCUAGCGCAAAUAACACAAUCCGCUGGUUUGUCAGAAACCAAUCCAUAGAAGGGGCGUCAGACUUCAAGCACAAGACCCUGGUUGGGGGACGCAUCCUUGAAUUCAUCGUUGCCUCUGACCAGCUUGCUGGACAAUACAAGUGCUGGGCUUCAUCCCUUGUCAAGCCAUUGUCUGUCUGGGAUCAAAAUGUGAAUACGUCACUAUGCAAGGACCAUCAAAAGCCAGUCAUGAACAACCCGCGCUCCUGCAAAAUUCAAGAUUGUCCUGCAAGUUGGGCAACAACAGCUUGGUCUGAAUGCUCUACUUCCUGCGGCCAUGGAUUUCACCGCCGGCGAAUAGCCUGCAAGCAAGUCAAAGCCAACCGCCGUGUCCUAACAUUGCCUCCGGAUGCUUGUGCAGACCAAGAGCGUCCUUUGGAAAUGAAACCUUGUGUGGGCCACUUUUGUGCCGAAUGGAUUGUUCAUCCCUGGGGCCAAUGCACUGGACGUUGCAUAAAUCUCGGAGUGGGCUUACAACACCGUCGCAUUCAGUGUCAGCAUCAGAAUGGAUCAGCAGUACUGAAUUCACUCUGUGACAGUACGAAGAGGCCUUCCAUGAGAAGGAACUGUUCUUCAGAAAGUUGUGAUGUGUAUUGGCGAACAGGUCCCUGGCGUCCGUGCCCUGUAGACUGCGGAAGUGGCUUCCAGUCACGACAGGUCAGCUGUGCACACAGGAAAAAGAAGAGAUUGGUGGCAGAUCAGUUCUGUGCAUGGAAGAAGAGACCCACUACCUGGAAACACUGCAACGUCACUUCUUGUGACAGUAUGUAAAAGUACUGUACAUCCAUUUCUCACCUUGCCA
This is a messenger RNA of Protobothrops mucrosquamatus (brown spotted pit viper), 4516 nucleotides long. RefSeq names its product ADAMTS-like protein 3. Lineage: Eukaryota; Metazoa; Chordata; Lepidosauria; Squamata; Viperidae. The coding region runs from base 1 to 4485 and encodes 1494 amino acids. Gene Ontology annotation, molecular function: metalloendopeptidase activity. The record is from RefSeq and is a predicted model, not a curated record. Gene Ontology annotation, cellular component: extracellular matrix. Gene Ontology annotation, biological process: extracellular matrix organization. The transcript has 28 exons.